Molecule: messenger RNA, 1803 nt
Organism: Anas platyrhynchos (mallard)
Lineage: Eukaryota; Metazoa; Chordata; Aves; Anseriformes; Anatidae
Gene: LSM4
Product: LSM4 homolog, U6 small nuclear RNA and mRNA degradation associated
Biological process (GO): nuclear-transcribed mRNA catabolic process; mRNA splicing, via spliceosome
Molecular function (GO): RNA binding
Source: RefSeq, a predicted model, not a curated record
CGCGCCGCGCUCUGAUUGGUCCCGCCGGGGCCGUGCUGUGCGCUGAUUGGCUCCGAGCGGGGCCGGGGGCGGUUUGAGCGGCGGCGGCCAGCGCGGCGGCGGCUCCGGCACGAUGCUGCCCCUGUCGCUGCUGAAGACGGCUCAGAACCACCCCAUGCUGGUGGAGCUGAAGAACGGCGAGACCUACAACGGGCACCUGGUGAGCUGCGACAACUGGAUGAACAUCAACCUGCGAGAGGUCAUCUGCACCUCCCGGGACGGUGACAAAUUCUGGAGGAUGCCGGAGUGCUACAUCCGCGGCAGCACCAUCAAAUACCUCCGCAUCCCCGACGAGAUCAUCGACAUGGUGAAGGAGGAGGUGGUGUCCAAGGGCCGAGGCCGCGGCGGGAUGCAGCAGCAGAAGCAGCAGAAGGGCCGCGGGGUGGGCGGCGCCGGGCGAGGUGUCUUUGGUGGCCGUGGCCGAGGGAUCCCAGGCAGUGGAAGAGGCCAGCAGGAAAAAAAGCCGGGCAGGCAGGCAGCGAAGCAGUGAGGGGCUGCCUGCGCCCUGCCCAGGGACGGUGCCGCGAUGCUUUUGGGUUCGAUCGCACCUCAGGAUCGCCACGCCUCCAAAAAUCUUCUGUUCCUGCUCCUCCGCCAGGCGAAACCUGCCCCAAUCUCGUAGUUCGGAAACCCCUCGUGAUUUGACCUGGGACAGCGGGGUUCCUCCCUUUCCAGCCAGCAAAUCUGCGAUUGGAAACGGCCAAAAAGAAAAAAAAAACAAAAAAAUUCACGGUGAAGGACUUCACUCCGUGCCCUCUCCGCAGGGUGGGAGCACGAUUUAAUUUGGGGUCACCAGGUGUAAUUUCAAAUAGUGGUGUAGGAACCGAGGCGACCGCUUUCCAGAUUUUGUGUUAGGGUUUUGGUUUUUUUUUUUUCCUUUUUUUUUAUACUUGAAGCUUUGUAAAAUCGUUUCGUUUGUAACAGCCGCAGGCGUUUUGGUUUGAAAACACUGAACUUGAGGAUAUUGUGUCCCUACGUGAGUCGUCCUAAAGGUUUGUUUGGGGUUCUUUUUAUCGGAACAGACCCUGAAGCCACCUCCUUAUCCCCUGUUCUUGGCCGGUCACCUCUGGCUCUCCCCAAAAAGAGAACCUGGGGUGAGCGUCUUGAAGGGUUGCUCCCCCCAGAGCUCUGCGAUGAGCGAGGGUUUCCCAAUUAGCAUCUUCCUAAUUUGACUCCAGAUUAGAAAUUUCCUUUCCUUUAAAGGCUUUUCUGUGUUUUCUCGGGGCAGGCUGGUGUGCCCCUUACUCCGAAAUUAUUUUUUUUGGUGUUGUUUUCUUGAAAAGCAGCCGAGCUGGCCGUUUCCCCCUGUGCCUGUGACGUCCUGAAAUCUGAUUUUUUUUCUUCCAACCCACAGGGUGCGGGGUCCCACGGACAAAAUGCACCCCAAAAUUGAACUGAAAGCCUGUGGAGGAGCACAAGGGGGGGAAGAAAGAGAUUUUAGGCCUUGCCUGACCUCCCUGGUGAAUGAAAUCGUGUCAUUUUAGGGGAAAAGCAGAAGAUAUUGGAACUCUGAACAGUUCCUUGGUUUUGUGAUUAUUUUUUUUUGGUUUCCUACAAUUUCCCCGCUGAAGCCUGCUCGCUGUCCAUCGCCACUGCUGGGAAGAGAAAAACGAGUCGAGAACGUGCUUUUAGAGACUUAUUUUUUUAAAAACGUUCAUAAAACCCGGGCGCAGGGGUGAGUAGGAAUAAAGCGACCUCUCUCCUCGCUGCCCCUCGUGUCAAUAAACACCCGAGGAAUUGGGGCUAAAACCUUGCUUUUUACCA